AAAGAAAGAAAGAAAUUAAUUUUGCAAGAGUACGAGACGUCUUUGAUUCGAAAAUCAGAAUUUCAACCACAAACAUUACAUUUAGCGUAUACUAAACGUUGGAUGUACCUUUUCUUCCUUCUUGUUUUUUCGUGUCUCUUCACUUCUACUGAUUCCCGGCAGUCCGAAAAAAAUGACGUGGUGAAGAAAUUACCAUUGCCUUAUUUUGGGAAAUAGAGAAUGUAAAGCGCGCGCGCGCACUAUUUCCUUAUUUUAAUUUGCUCGUUUUGAUAAUUUGUAUUACGAUUACAUUUAAAUUGUAUUGCAUUUCAAUGAGCUCUUUAUUGUAAUGUAGCCUGUAUACAGAUUUUUGCUUUUGUGGGCUCAGGUAGUUUUUUUUUCAUAGCUCCAGCUGGUUUCCUAUGGUCAUUAUUUUAUUUAGUGUCUAUUUUGUAUUUUCAAUACGCUGAAUUUACCAAACUAUACAUAAUAAGAAUGGAUGAAGGAGAAAAAUCAAAGAAUACAUGGUCAAAAGAAAAAGUUGAAUCUUCUAACGAUCUAUUUAAUGGUGAAGCUACAGCAGGUUCUUUGGAUGUAGUCAAUGUAACAUCUUUGGCAGAUAUCUUUGAUACUGCAUUUACAUCAACAGCUGAUCCAGCUUCACAUUCUCGAUAUCCCUCAGGAAAUGAAAUGGACUAUGAGCAUUUAUUUGCUGAUAGUGAUAUUGAAGAAACAGACGUAACUACUGCAGUAUCAUAUCCUUGUCAUUCUCAUCGACACUUACAAGCUGCAAAUGAUUAUGUGUGUAGUCAUUAUGUUCCUACAUCAAUUGUAAAUUCUGCAAAUUAUGGUUUGACAGAAUCAAUAAAUUGUAAUAUGUGUCAAAGUAGACAAGAGAAAACUACAAAAAAGGCCUCUGCAGUUUCAAAGACUGAAAGUACACAAGAAGGAGUGUAUGUAAAUGGUUAUAGACAUCAGACAUUAUGUUUAGACGCAUAUACAAAAUAUGAAAGGAAAUGUGCAAAAUUAAAACGUGCAAGAAUAUCUACUGAAUCACCAGCUGAUAGCUGCAGCAUAGCAGGACCAUCUAGAUUAAUAGAUCAUCCUGUUGGUUAUAGCAUAAGUGAAUCAGAGAAUCCUGAUGAAGAUUCUUCAAAUUCAGAAAUUCAUAACAUUACUAAUAAUAAAAUUACAAAAACAGCAUUGUUUACACCUACUCAAUCAACUAUGAUGAAUUCUCAAGAUAUGCAUCCUAAUGAAACAUCAAGAACAGAUGGAGCUCCAACAUCUUCAGAUAUUCAUAUUGAGUGGUCUUCUAGUGAUAGUAGUGAAAAUGAAGAUGAAGAUAGUUCGGUUGAAGUAGUUGGUACAGUCAAUUGUACUGAUAAGAUAAAUUCAAAUGCAUCAACUCAAGAUGUACAGAACGUAGAACAAAGUCAACCUGUUGCUGUAGUAGAUUUAACAACAGAAUCAGAUGAUGAGCAUACUGAAAGCAAUUCGGUACAUGAAUCAAAUCCAUCACCUACAAAUGCUCGACUUAGAACUAGGAGGCAUUGUAUACAUCAUGAUUGGAUGUCAAGUUUGACAUCUUCUCGACAUGAUCAUCAGCAUCGGUUACGAAAUGAUCCAAGUUACAUGAUGGAUAUUGUAUCAAGAAUGCAUAGAAUGCCUCCAACAAUGGAAAGGCUAUGGAUGAUACAACAACGAAUACAAGAGCAACAUCGUCAAUAUCAGCAUAUGCGUCAAGAUAGUCGAUAUUCAAGAAGAAUGUAUGGACCUCAUAGAUUCAUACCACCAAAUACAAAUAUCAGUGAAACUGGUCACUCUACUUGUAGUAUAAAUUGUUGCAAUCAUUUGAACCCAGCAUGUGCAAGAAGAGAUAAUACCUAUUUUCGAUUACCUUAUCCAGCAUUAACAACUGCAAUACUGCCACCACCACAACAACCAAUGGUUUACAGUCAUCCAGAAAGUGGAUCUACUAGGAAUUCUCCUAAUUUUGGAAUAACGCCUGUUGUGCCGAAUCAAACGCCACACGAGUUUCCCUAUUAUUCUUAUCAUCCAAUGUCACAUGCAACUCAAAAUCAAUUAUUUUCCCCGCGUUCUGAAACAUAUAUACACAUUGCUGAUUUUAGACACAUAGUGUGUGCACGAGGUGGAGCUACACAAGAUUCAAUUGAAAGUCAUACAUUCCCACACAAAUAUAAAAGAGUAAAAGAUGUAGAAAAUAAAGAAGAUGCUAUUGAAAAAUGUACUAUAUGUCUUUCUGAAUUUGAAGAAAACGAAAAUGUUCGAAGGCUCCCAUGUAUGCAUUUAUUCCACAUAGAUUGUGUUGAUCAAUGGUUGUGUACUAACAGUUGUUGCCCCAUUUGUCGUGUAGAUAUUGAAACGUACGUUGAUAAAGAGCUUUCACUUCUCACAUGAAUUUUAAAUUAUUAAAAAUUCAUUUUAGUUAUAUGACAUUAUUUUAAAAAUAU
Molecule: messenger RNA, 2453 nt
Organism: Ceratosolen solmsi marchali
Lineage: Eukaryota; Metazoa; Arthropoda; Insecta; Hymenoptera; Agaonidae
Exons: 12
Coding region: 475-2400 (641 amino acids)
Cellular component (GO): nucleus
Molecular function (GO): ubiquitin protein ligase activity
Source: RefSeq, a predicted model, not a curated record